ACAUAACGAUGAAAUCAAUAGAAAUUGCUGUGGUUGCAGCCAUCUUGGCUGUUUUAGUGGUUUGCACAGGAGCCAGACCUCAAAGUGAGAGCCGACAGAUCCUAAUCCUGAGAUCUGGUCACAGUGACAUUAUCUACAAAAGACCAGAUCAAGAGUCUCCAUUGUGGCCUAAGGAGGAAGAGCAAGAACGUCCAAGCCCACCAGAAAGCUCAACUGAAAGUGCCGAGGAGUCUAAGCCAUCAGAGAAUGAAGAUCAAUCUAAUGAGAAAUCAAAUGAAAGCGGUUCUGGAUCUGAAGACGAAUCGGAUGAAUCCAAAUCAUCUAGCAGCCAAGAAAAUUCUGUAGAGGAAUCGAACGAACAUCAGCGACCUCCCCAUGGCCAACGUCCCUCUCAUGGCCAGCGCCCUCCUCAUGGCCAGCGGCCCCCACAUGGACAGCGUCCACCACAUGGCCAUCGUCCACCCCACCGGCCACCACAUCGUCCAACUCCUCCACCAGAAGACGACAGCACCACCAUUGAGCCCGAGGAUUCAACAACUAUCGAGCCCGAGGACUCAACAACCAUUGAGCCUGAGGAUUCGACUACCCUUGAAGCUUAGAGAUGACCUAACAGUUCCUAACUAAUACCUAAAACGAUUUUGAAUACAAUAACAAAGCCAUAUUUUACAUAGCAGUGUGUAUUAUGUGGUGCAGAAAAAACUGUAAA
Messenger RNA from Drosophila willistoni, 706 nucleotides. RefSeq names its product early nodulin-75-like. The record is from RefSeq and is a predicted model, not a curated record. NCBI's taxonomy places the organism in Eukaryota, Metazoa, Arthropoda, Insecta, Diptera, Drosophilidae. The transcript is spliced from 2 exons. Bases 9 to 599 code for a protein of 196 amino acids.